AGGCGAAAGCACCAAUCUAUUAUUUAGGGCAAAAAUUGUGGAAUGAAGAGAAAAGAAGAGGGGAGAAGGCAGAGGCACUUCGUUGUUUCGGAUAGAUCUCACACAGAGAAAUCGAUUUAAAAAACACAAGUUUUGGUAUGCUAAGUCUUACUCAAAUCUCUCCUACUACUCUGCCUCUACUUCUUCUUCUUCUGCUGUUGUUUUACUCUCUCUCUCUCUCUCACACAUAUACACUUAUACACAUAUGCACACUCGCGCUCAAACUCUAUAUACACAUACAUCUAACCUUUUGUGAAUUUUCCAUUUAAGCCCUAAUUUUACGUGCAUCCAAUUAAGGGGCUUUGUGGUAUUCCCGAGUUGUAUUUGAUUGAUUUUUUGGUUGAAAUUCUUUGCUAUAUGGACUAUUCUUCGACUUCGGGGGUUUCCCAUUUCAGUUGGAGGCUAGUUCAGGCAUGGGUUCCUUUGAUUAAAGAUUCUGUUGGUGGACUCCAGGCCUCAACCUCAAAUUGUGUUUAUUGUGUGACCAGACUUGAAACAUAAACAGGAUCAUGGCAGAGAACACUGAAAUUGAGGACCGUGUGGAUCUAGAUGAUGAUAAUUACUCUGAAGAAGACGAUGAUGUUGAAGAACCCAUGGAAGAUGAAGGAGCUGGAGAAGGUGGUGAAGAAAAUGAUGAAGAAUCUCACGAGGAUAUUGGGAAACAUCAAUCUCCAGUAACAGAUAAAAAUGACAUUCCUGCCGGUCAUGUCGAAGAUGAAGAGAACUCUGCAUUUAUUAAAGAAGAAGAGAAAGAGAAGCAUGCUGAACUUCUUGAUCUUCCUCCUCACGGUUCUGAAGUUUUCAUUGGAGGACUCUCUCGAGAUAUUUCAGAGGAAGACUUAAGGGAACUCUGUGAACCACUUGGCGAAAUUUUUGAGAUAAGAGUAAUGAAAAACAGAGAUACCGGUGAAAGUAAGGGCUUUGCUUUUGUAGCUUUCAGAACAAAAGAUGUUGCACAAAAGGCAAUCGAAGAAUUACAUAACAAAGAGUUUAAGGGCAGAAUACUGCGAUGUUCACUGUCAGAAACUAAGUACAGAUUGUUUAUAGGUAAUGUACCUAAGGUUUGGACUGAAGAUGAGUUUACAAAAAUCAUCGAAGCAACAGGUCCUGGUGCUGAAACCAUAGAGUUGAUAAAGGACCCUCAGAAUCCAGGUCGUAACCGUGGUUUUGCUUUUGUCGAAUAUUACAACAAUGCUUGUGCUGAUUAUUCUAGGCAACAAAUGGCUGCUGCGAGCUUCAAGCUGGAUGGUAACACCCCAACUGUAACGUGGGCUGAUCCAAAGAUUACACCUGAUCAUUCCGCUGCUGCUGCUCAGGUUAAGGCUCUGUACGUGAAGAAUAUACCUGAAAAUACACAAACUGAACAACUGAAGGAACUCUUCCAGCGUCAUGGGGAAGUCACAAAAGUUGUUAUGCCACCUGCCAAAAGUGGUGGAAAAAGAGAUUUUGGGUUUGUCCACUAUGCGGAAAGGUCAAGUGCAUUAAAGGCUGUCAAAGAGACAGAAAAGUAUGAGAUUAAUGGGCAUGUGAUAGAAGUUGUUCUUGCAAAGCCUCAGAGCGAGAAGAAGUUUGAUGCAGCUAAUCCCCACAAUCCUUCUCCAAUGCCGAACUAUAUACCCCAUCCAGGCUAUGCUGGUAUACCAGUGAAUCCUUAUUCACCUAUAGGUGCUGGAUAUGGGGCAGCAGCUGGGUUUCAGCCGCAGCAGCCCAUGAUUUAUGGAAGGGGACCAAUGCCAGCAGGAAUGCAGAUGGUGCCUAUGGUUUUACCAGAUGGUCGAAUUGGCUAUGUUCUUCAGCAGCCUGGUGUACAGAUGGCACCACCUGUGAGACCGCGGAGGAAUAAUGAUAGGAGCAACGGUGGAGGUGGACGAGGAGGGGGGACAAGCGGUGGUGGUAGCAAUGAUGAUAAUAACCGUAAUAGACGCUACCGACCCUACUAGAAGACAAGUAUAAUAUGAUACAUGUUGUAUUUGGAUAGCCUAGCUGUAGGAGGGGAGUUGAUCACUGUAACCCUGAGCUACUAGUACUACUUGAAUGCUAGGGGAAAUGGACAUGGAUAAUUUUGAGCAUUACACCACAUGCCAGCACCAACUACAUUUUCUCUUGUGACUUUUUUACCAUUUGGUUGUUUCUGUUGUUUGGGAUGAUGAGAUAAAAUAUCAAAACUGU
Erythranthe guttata (spotted monkey flower) is the source of this 2208-nucleotide messenger RNA. RefSeq names its product RNA-binding (RRM/RBD/RNP motifs) family protein (gene LIF2). Gene Ontology annotation, molecular function: RNA binding. The record is from RefSeq and is a predicted model, not a curated record. NCBI's taxonomy places the organism in Eukaryota, Viridiplantae, Streptophyta, Magnoliopsida, Lamiales, Phrymaceae.